GGGUCGAGUACGUACGACGUCGUGUUCUUUUUUGGGGGUUUUGCUCGAACAAAACAGCCACGUGUUUUUAAAUGUCGUGUGACAUCAGCUUGAACACGGGAAACGAAGGCAUCGACCAAAAGAUUAGUUUUUGUGAGAUUGAAGGAGAACUUCUUGAACUAUUGAUCCGAAUGCCCCCACGGGAAGAAGAUCUGAAGUAUGCAAAGGCAACGUAAAGAGUCACUGCCAGUAAAGAAGUCAGCUUAAGCCACAUACAAUGAGAAAACUAAACCAAAUCCAUGCGCUACUCAUCAAAAAUCCAAAACCCCAUGUUUUGAACCCCUGGCUGGGAUUUCUUAUAAAAUCUUCAGCACCAGAAAAUGCUCUUUUUCUCUAUAACCAAAUGCUCCACCAGCGUCCUUCCCAUAACCACUAUACAUUCACUUAUGCCCUCAAGGCAUGCUGCUUGCUUCACUCACCCCAUAAAGGCCAAGAAAUCCAAGCCCACGUCACAAAAUCCGGUCACAUAUCUGAUACCUUCAUCCAAAACUCCCUGCUCCAUUUCUACAUUAUCCGAUCUGAUAUUGUUUCUGCUACCCAGGUUUUUGAUUCAAUACCUGUACCGGAUGUUGUUUCAUGGACUUCAAUGAUUUCAGGUCUUUCCAAGUGUGGUUUUUUGGAAGAAGCAGUGAUGAAGUUUAUGUCCAUGGACAUAAAGCCUAAUCCUACUACUCUUGUGACUGUUUUGUCUUCUUGUUCUACUUUAAGAGCUGUCAAGUUUGGUAAAGCUGUUCAUGGCCAUUGUUUGAGGAACUUUCAUGAAAGUAAUUUGAUUUUGAACAAUGCCGUUUUGGAAUUCUAUCUGAGAUGUGGAUCUCUGGCAAGUGCAAGGUAUCUGUUUGUCAACAUGCCCAAGAGAGAUGUAGUUUCUUGGACUAGCAUGGUGGGUGGUUAUGCCCAAAGAGGUUUUUGUGAAGAGGCAGUGAAACUUUUCCAACAACUGGUGCAGGGCGGGGAAGCUGACCCUAAUGAGGCCACCAUUGUCAAUGUAUUGUCAGCAUGUUCUUUGAUUUGUGCAUUGCGUUCAGGCCAGCAGGUGCAUUCCUAUAUCAGUACUCAACGAGAUCUCAUGGUGAAUGUCAAUGUGGGAAAUGCCUUAAUCAACAUGUAUGUCAAGUGUGGACAUUUGGGUAUGGCUAUUUCGGUUUUUAAGGCCCUUGAGUGCAGAGAUAUCAUUUCAUGGACUGCUCUAAUAAGUGGCAUGGCCAUGAAUGGCCAUGGCAUCCAGGUGUUACAGCUCUUUUCCAGUAUGCUAGUCAAUGGGAUUUCUCCUGAUGGUGUAACCUUCCUUGGGUUGUUAACAGCAUGCAGUCAUGCUGGCUUGGUAAAUCAAGGGCUUAUGUUCUUCAAUGCUAUGAAGAAAAUUUACCAGAUUGUUCCUGAAACACUGCAUUAUGCGUGUCUGGUCGAUAUGUAUGGUCGAGCUGGGCUCUUAGAGGAAGCAGAGGCUUUUAUUAAAGAAAUGCCAAUGAAAGCUGAUGGUCCUGUUUGGGGAGCACUGCUUAAUGCGUGCAAAAUUCAUGGGAACGAGGAGAUGGUUGAGAGGAUUAGCGAAGGCCUUCGCAAUAGUGCACAAGUGACCACUGGAACAUAUGCGCUGUUAUCAAAUGCUUAUGCUAAUCAUGAUAGGUGGGAUGAUUCUAAUAAGGUCCGCGAUGAAAUGAGAGAGAUGGGGAUGAAGACACCACCAGGUUGUAGUUGGAUUGAGAUUGGUCCAGAGAUCAAACAUACAGACAGGUGUUCCAAUACAUGGUCAACAUUGGGUAAGAACCACUCUUUGUCUAACCAAACCACAGAAGGGUCCUUGAAAGCCUAACCCUUGAGACUAUUAUCUGGCAAUACCAGAAGUUGAAGCAAAUUUCAAGAUGUACAAAAUUAAUCAUCUGGAGAACCAAUAAGUGGUUGAAGCUGCAGAGGAAUGCAAGAAGAUGGACCAGAUGAACGUGGGGUCGAGGGGAAGACCGAAACAUCUGACUCUGGAACCCUCACCGCGGCAUCCACAUUAAGACCUACAAGUCCCAUGGCCGUGAAGUUCGUGAUGUACACAUGAUGAUUUCUUUAGUUGGGACUUGAUUUUUGGUUGGCUGCACUCAGACACUAGUCAUAAUCACUUUACAAUCCCCGUCGAAGGCAGAGCAUAGGUGUGUGAUUCUUGUUUCAUAGACCGAGAUGUCUCAGAGAACCGGUGCUCCCUCAUAGUCUUCCCAACAGUGUCUCUUUCAUGAAGAAGUCCCAGCAAGUCUUGCAACAUAUAAAUGCUACUGUCCAUGAUGGUGGAGCACUUGUGCUGAUGGGUGGGCUGUGGCUAGACUCCCUCGUUCAUAAGUUGGCUGUAUUUGACAAGCCUUCUGCUGGUCACGUUCUGUGGAAUGGGCAGUACACCACAGAUUUAGGAGUUUCGCAACCAGAAAAGUUCAAUGUCUCCUUGAAAGGAAGCUGGGAAAUUCAUUUCCUGCUUCACAGCUGAUGCGGAUGGGGAAUGCUGUCAAUGUGGCACUUGAAGAGCUUGCAGCAGCUCAGGAGGUUGCUAGCAAUCGAUGAUGCCUAUUCGAUUGCCUGAUGAGCCUUUCUGUUUGCCGCAUUGAACAAUGCUGGUGAGUGCAGAAUAGUCACUAUGUCCUUUCUUUUCACUUCGCUUUUGCAAAUUGUUGAUGGGUUAAAUUGACCAAAAUACCCCUUAUGAGCAGUAUAAAUGAAUGCUUGGGAGACUAGGGUUCCAUACUCGUUAGUUUAAGAAUGAGGCUUUGCUCUCAGAGAGAGACCCUCUCUGAACGUCUGCGGAGCCGGUGAUUUCAAACCCAUUACAAUCUCUCUCUCUCUCUCUCUCUCUCUCUCUCAUCAUCUUCUUCUUCUUCUUCUUCAAUGAAACCAAAUGUCAAGAGGCGGUGAUGAUUCUUUUCAGUUUCUGCUAACCAGACCGGUGGGGACGGCGAGCGAGUCUACUUGGCGGGGCGACCCGGUUGCUUCUGUUGGGUGAAAAUGACUUUUUGGUCCUUUCACUUAACUGGCGGCGGCUCGGUGUUCGCAGCCAUGGAAGGCCGCGUUUGCUUCCCUCUCUUUUGUCUGACAGAAGGCGAAUCUGAGCCUCCCUCAUUUUUACUAACCUAUUUUACUUUUUUACUGUCUUGUUGUCAAAACCCAGUUGGUGAAGUUAAGAAAUUGGAUGAAACCCAAAUGGUAAAGUACAGAAAUUUAACCAUUUUUAACUCGGUUGUUGUAAUGAAAUGUCACUUGGAAUUUGUUAUAGUUUGGCAUAAUGAGAUGAGUCUCUUGGAACCUAGAUUUUGUAAUAAAUAAUCUUCAAGAACAAUCAGAAGUCCUUGUUUGUAAGAUGAAGAGUGUUUGAAGUUGGAAUCAUCGAACUGGGUUAGAAAUUUAGAAUUAUUUUGCUGGUA
Molecule: messenger RNA, 3434 nt
Organism: Argentina anserina (silverweed cinquefoil)
Lineage: Eukaryota; Viridiplantae; Streptophyta; Magnoliopsida; Rosales; Rosaceae
Product: pentatricopeptide repeat-containing protein At1g08070, chloroplastic-like
Exons: 3
Coding region: 257-1855 (532 amino acids)
Molecular function (GO): protein binding
Source: RefSeq, a predicted model, not a curated record